AUGAUUUGGGGCUUCUUGCUAUUCAUUCCAAUAGCUCUCACAUUGGAUUUUCGAUCACAGGCCUACAAAAAUACUGACAUAUACUCCCAGCAACCUAUAAUUCUUCAACAAACUUUACAGCAAGUCAGCAAUCCUUAUAAGCAAUUUGCACCAAAUGCUGGUCAACCUGUUGUCUCUCAACCCUUACCGACAGCUCCACAAACCUAUAGUAAUUCUAAUCAGUAUUUUGGAUCUACAGAAGCUCAAAAAUCAUCAGAAUCUGUUGAUUAUGCUAAUCUAUACAAUAAACUAACCUCAGCAGCUCUUUCUGUAGCAGCUAAUCAACCAUCAUUCCCCCUUUCUGGUAUUCUUCCAGCAUCUUCAGAAUCAAACCAACAACCAGGUGCUAUACCAUCAUCUCCAUCACAGCGAACAUCAGCUCCUUAUGAAACAACUACAGCAACUGAAGCUACACCUCCUCCUGUUAUUUGGACAACCAAAAAACCAACAACGAAACUUGUUGCGAAAAUGAGUAAACUAUCCAGACCUUUGAAAAAAGAAGACAAGAACUCAACAACUGCAGCUCAAGUUCUUGUACCCAGUCAUCGCCUGUUAAACGACAUUCUUGUUUUACCAUCUACACGACGGUUAUAUGUUUUGGCUUUAUUGCCCAUUCAUGAGUCUCAUGACAACAAGGGUUUCGAAUGUGGCAAAGUUGAUGUCAAUGGUUUCAUUCGUUUGGCGGCAUUCAUGGAUGCCCUUGAACAGGUUAAUUCUCAACCAAUACUACGAGAUGCAGGACUUGGUCUAGGAGCUGUCAUCGUUGAUUCUUGUUCAUCUGAUUUACGAACUGUUGCAGAUUUGUAUGAACUAUUAUCAGGGACAAACAUUCAAAAAUCUGAUUUGAUUGCAAUGAUCAGAGACGAUGGCUCAUAUUUGCCGAAUGUGGAUGAUUUUGCAAGACAUUUGAAAAUUCCUGUCAUCAACACAUUUUUCUCUACCCGAGAACAGUUCAUGGCAACUGGAACAUUGCCGUCUAUAGUAAGUCCAUUGGAAACAAUGAUCAGUCUGCUGACUCAUACACAAAGUGACUGUGUGAGUUUGAUCUAUGAUGACUUAUAUGAGGAAUCUGCCAAACUGAUGGGUGAUAUGGCUUUUGCACGAGGGGUUUGCAUCGAACAGAAGCUGAGUCUAAAAGGAGAUUCAUUGACAAUGGCUGAAAGCGCUGUUAGAAGAUUAUUAUUAACUGAAGCUCGUGUCGUUGUUGUACUACUGGGAGAAGGAUCAUGGGUUCAGCUCAUGAAAGCUCUGCGUACAGAAAUGGUGAUUGCCGGCAGGUUUAUCAUGAUUACCGUACAACAUCCUCGUUGGUUUACAUCUCAAAACUUUCUGGAAAUGUGGCCACAUUUUGAUCAGCUUCUGCUUACUGUUUCCAAUAAAAAGCCAAAGCAAACAUUGGAACUCCAACAUCUCAAUUCUCGUUUCCCAUCUUUUGCGUUCCCUCAGCAUUGGAUGAGACAGUUUUGGUCUACAGCUUUCCACUGUCAUAUUGAAGGAGAGAAUGAGUCCGGUCAACAAUUUUCCAAAGAAUGCUCUGAUAAACAACUUUUGAACUUGACGUCUGUAGCUCCAGAUAUCGACAUAGCUCCAAUAACAUUGGCUGUCCAUAGCAUUGCUCACGCUACACGGAAACUUGUAGAUAAUGUUUGCCCUGGAGCUUUGGUUCAAAGUCUACAUGAUUGUCUUAAUGAUCCUCAAGAAUCGUUAUUCAGUUCUAUCAUGGCUUUGAGAUUCCCGAAUCCAAUGGUGAAUGGAGACGUUACUUUCAAUGAAACAUCUGGAUAUCGUGAUUCUCCAAUUGUUGUUAACCGAGUGGUCUAUGAUUCUCAGAUAGAAGUUGAGGAAUUAGCCCGUUGGGAUACGGUUAGCGGAUUUACUUAUACAUCUCCUUUGGAUCUCGUCAUGGAAGAGAGAGAUGGUACAAGAGUUCCCUUAAGAAGUUCUUGUCCAAAAUCUAGUUGUGCUUCUGAGUUAGCUAAACGUAGUCAAUCAGGUUUCAAACCAUCAUUCAAUGACUCAUUAAGUAAUACGUAUCUACUCAUUUAUACAAUUGGAGCAGUAUUGGCAUUCUUCAUUUGUAUGUUAUGUAUGUAUCAUCAAAUAGUUUGUUCACGUGAUGAUAAUUAUAGUAUUUGUACAGUACUUCUAUUUGCUGGAUUAUCAUUAUUAUGCUUAGUAUCAGUAUUCUUUGUAAUGAAGCCAAACGCUAUUAGUUGCAUUUGUAGAAGAAUAGCUUUUUCCAUUUCAAUGGCCUGCGUUUUCGCUCCAGUGUUAGUGAAAACAUUGGCUGUAUGGAAAUUAGAAUUAAGCUUUGAGCAAAGUCAAAAUCCAAUUCAAACCCAAAGACCGAAUCAACACACUCUUUUCUGGAUCGUAAUCGCUAUUGUCACAAUCCAAGCCGUUAUAUCAUCUGAAUGGUCAUUGUUUGAAUCUCCAACGGAAGUGACGUUUACUUCUUCCGUACAACACGGACAUCAAUGGCGAUGUGCCCCAGGCGAUCAAUUCGAACAACGUUUGUUACACUCAUGCUCUUUAAGUGGACUGAUGAUAAUUAUAACUUUGGUCUGCUCCAUUCUUUCUGUUCGGCACAUUGAAAGUCGUCAGAACAUUCUGAUCGCUAUAAUUGGUGGAAUAUUCGGUUUAGGUUUGUAUCUAGGAUUACCAUUGUUACCAUAUACUCUACGAGACCAAGUAAUAGCUGGAGCAUCACUUGUGUAUUCUUUAAUCAUUAUCAUGAUAACAUAUUGUCGUGGGGCAUUUAGCAAAGAUGACGAUGACAACAAAUCUCUUGUUGGAAAGAGUACUUUAGAUCGAUCCGAAAAGAAUCCUUAUUGGCUCGAUAAUCUUGUUUUAUCACCGCGAAGUCAACAGGCUAUGUCUUUACAAAGGAACUACCAUCAUGUGCAUACAUUACCAGCCAACAUUCAUCCCGUCGAGAAAUUUGCUCAUGAAACGUAUACCACACCACGCAUCGUUCAUUCUACCAAUACCCAUCCACCACGAUUAGAUAAUAAAGUGAUCCCUCGUCUUGUUCCUUCAACUCUUCAACGACCUCAACGUAAUUCCGCUCCCUAUGGAAUAGAUAGUUAUGAAUUACCUCCAUUAUCACCUAAUCAUCAGGUUCAAUAUCAAUCACAAUCAACUCUGCCUUAUGGUGCCAAAUAUGGUAAACAAGAAUAUGUCAUGGAAAACGAUGAAGAAGAAAAUUGUCGAUUAUAA
Molecule: messenger RNA, 3258 nt
Organism: Auanema sp. JU1783
Lineage: Eukaryota; Metazoa; Nematoda; Chromadorea; Rhabditida; Rhabditidae
Source: the annotation of a GenBank genome assembly